Colletotrichum truncatum is the source of this 588-nucleotide messenger RNA. RefSeq lists its product as uncharacterized. NCBI's taxonomy places the organism in Eukaryota, Fungi, Ascomycota, Sordariomycetes, Glomerellales, Glomerellaceae. The record is from RefSeq and is a predicted model, not a curated record.
AUGUGUAUGGAAACUAUUGCCCUCUGUGAAAGUUGCGGCUUUCACCGACACAUGCACUACCACCUCUGCAUGGCUUGGAUAUGGUCCUUCCGCGAGAUAAGAUGGGGCUUUAAGACGCCCCUCGACAGCAUCCCCAAACCCCGCGACUGUCCUUUCAUCGAUGGCGAAGUCAAAUGCGAGAUCAAAGCCGGCCGGUGUCCCAAUAGGGGGUGUCCAGGACAUGCGCUUAAAGCAGAGCAAGACAAAGAGCAAAUCGCCAAAGGCACAGCCGACGCAAGAACCGAUGCCGAGAAGAUCGAGGCGGAGCGAAUCAAGUUGGGAUUCAGACAAUUUAGACCGCAAGGGUUUCAGGAUCCAUUGGAAGUGGGACGGCCGCAUCAGCGGAAGCUGCCGGUUGUUAUAAUGGACUUCAAGCCAGAGGAGGGCUCCACAUGGGGUCGUGUAAGAGGAAGUCGGCCUAUGGAGGUUGCAGAGGAACAUACGGGGACAAAACCAAUUCCGAUUCCGAUUCCGCCUUCAUCAACGGGUAAUCAGACGUCGAUGAGAAGACAGAGAAAUUACAAUGGUCCAAUGAUGAUGCCUCAUUGA